GGGGCCGGCGGGGCCGUGCCCGCGCUCCUGGUGGAGCUGGGCUCGCUGCUGUUCCUGGUCAGCGGGCUGGCCGUGCUGGGCUAUGCCGCGGCCCUCAGCGCCCAGCCCACCUACCAGGGCGUGGUGCGGGCCGUGUGCGGGGCGGCCGUGGGGAAGCUCUGUGAGGUCUGCUUCCUCCUCAACCUCUUCAUGAUCUCCGUGGCCCUCCUCAGGGUGGUGGGCGACCAGCUGGAGAAACUGUGUGACUCCCUGUACCCCAAUGGGACACUGAGUGGGGCCCCCCAGCUGCCCCCCUGGUAUGUGGACCAGCGCUUCACCCUCUCAGCUCUCUGUGUCCUCGUCAUCUUCCCGCUCUCCGUCCCCAGGGAGAUUGGCUUCCAGAAGUACUCCAGCAUCCUGGGCACGUUGGCUGCCUGCUACCUCACUCUGGUCAUUGUCCUGAAAUACUACCUGCAGGCAGAGAACCUGCGUUUGACUGAGCCCCCCCAGCCCUCCAGGUCCUCCUCCUGGACCUCCAUCUUCAGUGUCAUUCCCACCAUCUGCUUUGGCUUCCAGUGCCACGAGGCAUGUGUGGCCAUCUACAGCAGCAUGCGCAACCAGAGCUUCUCCCACUGGGUCACCGUCUCCGUGCUCUCCAUGCUCAUUUGCCUGCUCAUCUACUCCCUCACUGGGCUCUAUGGCUACCUGACCUUCGGCGAGGCCGUGGCGUCCGAUGUCCUGAUGUCCUACCCGGGCAACGACCCGCUCGUCAUCGUUGCCCGCCUGCUCUUUGGCAUCUCCAUCGUCACCAUUUACCCCAUUGUGGUGCUGCUGGGCAGAUCCGUGGUGAAGGACCUGUGGGGCGCCCCGAAGCGCGGGGCCGUGGCAGGGUCUGAGGCCCAGGAGCGGCGCAGCAGGGUGGCUCUGACGGUCACCUGGAUGGCCGCCACGCUGGGCAUCGCCCUGUUCGUGCCCGACAUCGGCAAAGUCAUCGAACUCAUCGGGGGCAUCAGCGCCUUCUUCAUCUUCAUCUUCCCAGGGCUGUGCCUCGUGUGCAUGACUGGGACCCACAGCCUCGGGCCACGCAGAAGGGCUGCUCUCAUCGCCUGGGGCGUUCUCUCCGUUCUCGGCGGUGCCUUCGUCUGCGGGCAGAGCGCUGCCCUGGCCGUGCUGGGGCUGCUGCACUGAGGGACCACAGAGCCCCACAGAGCCCCAGCGUGCCCCACCGUGCC
Molecule: messenger RNA, 1211 nt
Organism: Ficedula albicollis (Collared flycatcher)
Lineage: Eukaryota; Metazoa; Chordata; Aves; Passeriformes; Muscicapidae
Gene: SLC38A8
Product: solute carrier family 38 member 8
Exons: 10
Biological process (GO): amino acid transmembrane transport
Molecular function (GO): amino acid transmembrane transporter activity
Source: RefSeq, a predicted model, not a curated record